GACACGCCGAAUACAGCUUCUUUUCUCAUUAACGUCACUGCUAUUCUUCAUGCGACACUUGCUACGAUCACGCGCGCGAUGCGGGUGCGUUGCUAAAUCGACGUCGCGUUAAAGAAAAAAGUGUCGAGUGAUACCAGAGUUUCAUAUUUCUCAUCAAUUACGUUUUGUCUAUUUGUAACCGAGCAUAUCUAUUUAUAAAUAAUUCACAUCGACAUCAAUAUUUGGAUUUCUUAAAAUUUUACAUGACGAAAAUGAUAGCACAACAAAUUUUUCUAAUUAUACUUUUCUGUAUAUGCACACAUUUUUCGAAUGGUUUUACAAAAGAUGACGACAUUUGUUACGGGAAUCGUCCACAUAUCAACGAUUACCCCGAAUGCCAUUUUUUGAAAAACCGAUAUCGUCUCGUUUGUUUCAAUGGUCUUAAAGACGAAUGGAAAGCAAAGUCUGAAAAUGUGCAGGUACUUAUUCUUUGCGAGUGGCCGAAGGAAACGUUUGAUCCGCAAGAAGUUCUACAGGGAUUUACGUUCUUACGAAAGUUAAUAAUCGCGAACAGUAAUAAUUUAACGCGAUUAUCAACUGCAUUUUCGUUUGAAGCGCAAAAUCUCGAGAAAAUCAACGUGACUGGCACGAAGCUGCAUACAUUUCCAAAAGAUGCGUUCUCUAAUCUACCGGUUUUGAAAUAUCUUGACUUAAGAAACAAUGCUCUCGAAGAAAUCAACAUUACAGCUUUUGGUACACUAGCAUUAAACCACAUUCAUCUAACUGGUAAUCCAUUGAGAUGUACGAAAGAUACAGCGUGGAUUUUGGAUUCUAGCGAAGGAUCAACUGCGAGCAAAGUCGUCGACAAAGACAAAUUGCUUUGCACUACACCGUAUGAUGGAAGACCACUUGUCUCAGUCGUCGAGAUAAUCGCGACGUUGGAAGAAGAAUGCAAACGAACAAUUUGCGACUGUGAACUGAUUUAUGUGGUUGGCGCGGGUACAUUUACGCAGAAGCAACUUAUAACCUUUAAUUCAGUCAAUUGCAGCCAUCGCGGUCUAACCGAAAUGCCCAGUUUCUUACCCGCAAAUACAACGACUCUUCGUUUAACCGGAAAUAAGAUUAAGGACCUAACUCCACUUACGACAAAUCCUACUUACAAGUCAGUACUGGAUCUUUACUUAAACGACAAUUUGAUGGAAUCUAUUGUUAAACUAGAAGGAUCAGAUUGGCUAGAUCGUUUCCGACUGCUUAAUCUUCGAGGAAAUAAACUCACUGAUUUGCCUACUUAUGCUCUGGAAAACGCGUUACUGCACAAUAGCAAUGCAGCUGGUCUGUAUCUUGGAAACAAUUCGUGGACGUGCGAUUGUCAUUUUACACCGAGCUUCCAGGAUCUUUUAAUUAGGCAUCCAAGUAUAGUAAAGGAUAUCAACGAUAUACGAUGUGCUUUCAUAAGUGAUAACGAUAUCUCCAACAAGCAGAUUCGCGAUCUUACCCGGACAGAAAUCUGCAUUUCAUCAAAUGAAGAUGCUUGGCUCCAUCCCCUCGACAUUUUGAACAUCGUAUUAGCGUCAUUAAUAUUUCUUAUACUUGGCAAGCUUCUGUAUGAUUACUGGUCUUUUAAGAAAACUGGAAAGCUACCUUGGAUUGUUGCCAAAAUGCCAUGAGAGUAAUACCAUAAAAAUAUCUCUUAUUUCUUGUAAAAAGAACAGAUCAAGCAGUUCAAAUAACUUUUUUACUGAACUGACAUAUUUAUCUUGUAAACCGUAUGAGUUUGAGCAUACUGACGUAUUAGACUAUGAGUUUAAUAAAUCUUUCAAUGCAGUAAAAGACAUAAUUGUAGAUGGCAAUGCAAUUACCAAAACAUAUAGUAAUUAUACAGCGAAUAUUGACAAGUAAAAAGACGUGAUAUUAGUAUUUUAUAUGUAAUACGCAGGUAUAAAAAAUGAAUUGACUCACCAUUCGUUGUACUCUAGCUAAAUACGCAUCUAGCUGUAUCUGGAGAAAUAGAUCAAUAUUUUAGUUAUUAUAAAUUAUCAUUUUUUAUAUUACUAUGUAAUAUUAUGGAAUAAAUUGU
Linepithema humile (Argentine ant) is the source of this 2056-nucleotide messenger RNA. It is a transcript of the gene swi2, whose product is annotated as Protein singed wings 2. Gene Ontology annotation, molecular function: protein binding. Gene Ontology annotation, cellular component: extracellular matrix. Lineage: Eukaryota; Metazoa; Arthropoda; Insecta; Hymenoptera; Formicidae. The record is from RefSeq and is a predicted model, not a curated record.